Messenger RNA from Cryptotermes secundus, 1309 nucleotides. RefSeq lists its product as uncharacterized. The transcript has 7 exons. NCBI's taxonomy places the organism in Eukaryota, Metazoa, Arthropoda, Insecta, Blattodea, Kalotermitidae. The record is from RefSeq and is a predicted model, not a curated record.
AGCUUUCAGGUCAGGAAAAGCUACCAGGCAGCCGCCGAGAGAUCAAUAAGAGCACAACUGAAGAAGAGAACGCCUGCCCGUUAAUUGACUGUAUUGCUGUGUUCUUCAUAGUCUAUAAACAGAACCUCAUGUGUUGUGCAUUAUAACGAGACGUCAAAAUUUGGUUCUAUUCUGCUAUUUAAUAUUUGGUAUUGCGAUAAACAGUCGUGUAUAUUUAGAUAUGAGAGAUACCCUUCAAAAUAGUUAUAAAAAAUUAUAUAAACUGUUUUAUUUUCGGAGCUUAAAUGUAUAAAUAACAGACAAACAUCCCUCGAAUCUUGUGUGGACCCCUGUUCAUUUGUUUAUAUUUAUGUAAGACCACGACAGAGCACAAUAUUAACUGUCUGUAAUAUUUUUUUCUUUUUCUUUUGUGUGAGAACCAGUUAUGUAGUCGCCAUUAUUUUCUAUAAGCAUUUUUAUUUCUGUGAUAUUAAAAUUAACCCCACUAAAAGACUAAAAUUAAUUUGUAAUAUUUUAAUCUUACUCAUUUCGCGUACUAGGAUUUUUCCUACAAUUUACAGAAAUUUCUUCUUGUUGAAAUAAGUAUUUAUAUGACUGACGUUUUAUCUAGUUAAGUUAGCUUAAUGUUCCGAUGAAGUUUUUAUUUCUUGGAAAAUAUGAAGUGUUCUGGACGUUAAUCAUCAUCUCCGUCAUCAGAGAAAGCAAAUAGAAAGUCGAGGCCUUCUCUACGAAAACAAUUUUUCCGCUUGAAUCUUCUCGCAGCUUACACAGUUAUCAAUUAAAGGAGUGAUGACGCCAUAAAGAAGAAAACAGGGACGCCGGGAUACCAAGUGCAAAGCCCAGAAUAAUGCGCUGGACAAUUCCUGUUCCAGUUGUUCUGCUAGCAUCUAUCUCAUAUACAACUGGGGAAUGUUUCCCUCUGAUAAUCCUAGCAGCUGUGUCAUUAACCGAAGAGGAAUGUCAGACGCGGUCCAUAUACUGCUACGAAUGCGACAGUUGGACGGAUAUCCGCUGCAAGGAUCCAUUCAACUACACAGCCCUACCACGUGAUCAACCUCCACUGAUGACAUGUAAUGGCUGCUGUGUGAAAAUGGUCCGAAAUGCAAGAUCACGAGGCACAAGAAAUAUGAGAGUGUACGCCGUACUUGUACGUCACAGCUACAGAUCAACUUAUUCAUGGUGGAUCACGUCUGCAUGAUGGAAAGUAGCGGCACGGGUCACAUGUGCUUCUGCGAAGAGGAUAUGUGUAAUGCGGCAAUGUCUUCCCUCAACAAACCCUCUCUGUUACUUCAUUCACCAUUCCUUCUAG